AAAAAAAAAAAAAAAAAAAACUCUCCUCCUUCCUCCGUUGCAUACUCUCUUUCUCUUUGACCAAUGUCUUCAACCAACCAUACCAAUGAGCGUACACCGCUCAUUAAUGAAGAGAAUGGUAUAAUCACCGGUGGCGUAGUUUCUUACGGCUUCAACCAUUCGGCCUGUGCCAACAUUACGUCCAAGGACGGACACGCUGCAAGAUCGACAAAGCGCAAAUUGAUGUUUGCAACGUUGCUUGCUCUGCUCUUUUUUGCUACAGAGCUUGUAGCAGGUUACAUUGCUAAUUCACUCGCUUUGAUGUCCGACGCAUUUCAUCUCCUGUCUGAUGUUGCGAGUUUCAUUGUUGCUUUGGCAGCCAUUUAUCUUGCGGAAAAACCACCAACCAAGCGUCAUACGUUUGGUUUUCAUCGUGCCGAAGUGAUUGCGGCCCUUGUAUCAGUUUUGACCAUCUGGGUGUUAACAGCUUGGCUUGUCCGUGAGGCCAUUGACCGUAUCAAGAAUCCUCAACAAAUUGAUGCCAAGUUGAUGUGUAUCACUGCAUCUAUUGGUGUUGUGAUCAAUAUUGUCUUGGCCUAUGUGUUAGGAGGUCAUCAUCACGGUCAUGGUCACAGCCAUGACCAUGAUCACGACGAUCAUGAAGGUCAUUCUGAACACGAUGAAGAAGGAGUUAACAGAAAACCCAACAGAGAAACGAACAUCAAUCUUAGAGCCGCUGCGCUACACGUUAUUGGAGAUUUGUUAGCAUCGAUCGGUGUUUUGGUGUCUUCCAUUAUCUUGCUGUUCAAGCCAGACCUUACCAUUGUGGAUCCUAUCUGUACAUUUGUCUUCUCGAUUCUCGUUCUGUACACCACUUAUCAUCUUGUGAAGGAUUCGCUGGCCGUAUUGAUGGAAGGUGUCCCCGGCAAUAUUCAACCUGACAUGAUUGAGCAAUCCUUGCUGCAAUUGCCUGGUGUUGUGGCCGUCCACGAUUUGCACGUCUGGACGUUAUCUCCUGGCAAGAGCUCUUUGACAGCCCAUAUUACCGUGGCUCGCGAUCCAUCGAUUAGUUACGACGAUAUCUUGGCCAAGAGCCAGCAUAUUGUUUGUGACAAGUACGGUGUUCAUCAUUCCACCCUGCAGAUCGAGUCGGAGCAGGCUAAUUUUACGGACCAUUGCCGACCGGAAAUCUGUACUCCAAGAUACUAGAUCGCCCUUUUUUUUCUUCAUAUCAUGUGUGAUCAUCCAGUCAUUUUACAACGUUUCCCUCCUCUCUUAUUAUAACUCUUCCCAUGUUACCUACUCCUUUGCAUUAAAUUUUUGACAUGACGAGAUGAAUAGAUCCACAUUUAAACUGCA
Molecule: messenger RNA, 1338 nt
Organism: Radiomyces spectabilis
Lineage: Eukaryota; Fungi; Mucoromycota; Mucoromycetes; Mucorales; Radiomycetaceae
Product: cation efflux protein
Exons: 7
Coding region: 64-1188 (374 amino acids)
Biological process (GO): zinc ion transmembrane transport
Cellular component (GO): plasma membrane
Molecular function (GO): zinc ion transmembrane transporter activity
Source: RefSeq, a predicted model, not a curated record